AUGAGCUCGUUUCCGACAAUAUCGAUUUGGUUCAGCAUUUGGAGAUACAAGACCGGGCAUUCACUCAUAUUUUACGCUUUGCUGCAGUAAUUUCGCUCGCAGGAUGCGGCUUUCACAGGAGAACCCUGGUAAAGGUUUGUAGGUUUCUGCAUUUUUCCGUUCAACUCAGUGAAGUAGGGCUGUGAUAACCAACUGGCUGACUCAGGUCAGCAAUAGGGCUGUAACUGGAGAUGUGACAAAGAUCAGUGACUCUGUAUUCACAGAAAAGUGUUUGGCAAUGAAAUCUUCGCAUGACAAGCAAGUAUUGACAUGAAUUGAUGGCAAGCCAAACAAGAUGAGUCUUCGCCUUACAGAUUUCGGCACGUUUAAUGAAGUGGAUCAUAUUUCAUUUUACAAAUUUACCAUUUCGAGUUUUAGCAAAGUUGGCGAAAACAAAUUAUCCAGGGCAUUUAGAUAUGCUGGUCACAUUUGGAAGCUACAAAUUCGUAAGAAAAAUGAACAUUUGGGAUUGUUUGUUAGGUGGUAUGGAACAAAAAUGGGACAAAAAUCGCCAAUCAAGUGCCAGUGCAAAACUGGGCUUGAAUUUUAUGUUAUCAAUCAAUUUGACGGCUCAAAAACAGUGCAGGAGGGAAGCAUUCUGGAGGAUGAUAUCUACGAACGGCCUGGGUCGGGGAUAGGCUAUGGAGAAGUCAUACAAUUGCGAUAUUUAGAUAACAUCCCUGGAUACUUAAUAAGCGAUACAUUAGUGGUACAGGUUAAACUGAAGGUAAAAACUACGACUUUUCUGGACAAAAUUCAAGUAACUUCGAGACCAGGCAGGAUAUUUGUCAGGGGUCUCAAUUUCUCGUUCCAUGGUGCUGAAUGGUCUUUAAUACUCUUUCCGAAAGGGGAAGUUGAAGACGAUGAUUUUGAAGAUGAAAACAAUGAGGAAGGGAAAAGUAGAACCAAAGAAACUGAAAAGGCUACGUUGUAUCUAUCACGGGAUUCGGUUGUCAACGACAACUCUCAGCUGCGUCAUCAUGUUAGAUUUCUACUUUUUGUUGAAGGUGGGCCUAGUUUUCAGAUUGAACAGAACUUCCACGAAAGACAGUCACAAGUAUUUGGAACUGGCUACCUUAUGUCUGCGAAGGAGCUUCAAGCUUUAGGAUCCAAUGGUGUUAUUAGAGUUGGUGUUACGUUCGUGGAGGUGCAACCGUAUUUCAAUUUUGCCUAUGAUUUUCAAGAUCCUGAUUUUGCAGGCAUAAACCUCAAAGAUCAACGAGACUUUCCUUGGUUAGUCAGAGUUUACUCUGAAGAAAAUAACGAUGAAGAAGAACAGUUGUUCUGUGAUCUUCAGAUUGAUCCGCGGUCUCAAUGCAAGCAGAUCAAGGCGCUGGAGUUGAGAAACAAACAGCUUAAAACGAUUUGGUUCUUGCGAGUUAUCAAUUUUCAGAAUGCAGAGAUGAGUGUAGAAGUUUGGUCUGAGAAGGAUGGAAACGGUGCAGACAGUAGUGUUUACAAGCAUGCUGGGGAAAUUCACUCUAUGCAGUUACCAAUUAGAAGAAACCAGGUCAAUGGCGAAAAGAGCCCGUAUGUUGAUGACGAUGGCCAGUCGUGUAUCCAAAUCAGUAUCGUUAAUUCAAACUACAUUUGUGGUGCAAGUGAAGUUGCCAUGACUGUUGAUGACGUAGCAGCCAUUGCUUUUUAUCAUAACAAUAUUUCAAACGAGACAAAGAGGGAUUACGAAAUUAGAGAGCAGAUUUGGAAAAUGAGUUUAUCAAACCUGGAAGAGGAAAAAGAGGAGAUUUUAAACAACAGCAGAGAAGCAUUAGAUCAACAAGAAACUGCCCUGAAAGACAAAGACGUGAUGAUCAGCUCUCUGCAAGAAAAGCUGACGGUUGUUGAAGGAUAUGUUCACAGUCUGGAGAGUAAUUCUCUCGAGGAUAUCGCCAAGUUCAACAAAACAAGUAUAGCAAAGCUCAUUGAAAAAUCCAAGCCCGAUGCGAGAAAGAUUAGUGAAAUGAAUGAUAUUUUCAAUUGGGUUAAAGAAACUCUAAAGAGCUCCAAAAAUGUCGCUUCUGUGAUCCCAGUUGGUGCAUAUGGUGAAGGAACAGUGACUAGACAUAAGAUGGAACUUGAUAUCGUUGUAUUUUUAAAAGGUGAACUGGAGGAUUCAUUGAACAAUGGUGAUCUGAACCCUUGCCUAGAGUUCAUCCAAAAACGCUUGCAGGAGCCGACAAGCGUCACUAACGGUGGAAAUCAUACGAGUAGCAAAGAGGACAGCAAUAACAACAAUACCGGCAACAGUCAAGGCACAGAAAAGCAGUUUACUUCAUUCAUGCAUACACCAAUAUCACUGAAAUGUAGAUACUCUGAUGUCAGCAUUGUUAUUUACCCUACAAAAAACUGGGGACUCGACUCUUAUAGUGCAAUCUACGAAGCAUCUAUCGGCCUAACAAAGGAAUCUUUAGGAUGUUUCGUAACUGCAACUUCAAAAAUAAGAUCUUCUUUUAUACGAAAUCAAGAUGAACAGUGUCGAGACCUGAUACGCGCUGUAAAGUCGUGGAGAGACAAAAUCAAGUGGAAAACACCACAGAAACGACCCUCCUCAUACCUCUUGUCUUUACUAACAGUCCAAGCAUACACCACGCUUCAAAGGACAAGCAUUUCCAAAACACCAUCUUUCUUCAAAGAAGUUAUACAUGAGAUUGGCAUUUUAAGCAACGAAAAUGAUCUUAUAUUGGAAUGGGAUGAGUUCUAUGACCCGAAAAAGUAUGAAAUGAAUUUCAAGAACCUGCCAUUGGUAAGGGACCCUGCACUGCCAGCAUACAAUGUCGCUGAAUCUGGCAUAGGUGACUGGGCACAGUUUCGCCAAGAACUUUCAAAGUGGAUCAAGGCUCUUCGUCCAUGAUUUCCUGUGUUUGAUAAUCGAGGUUGGAUUUUAAAGCAGCCUCGAAAGAAUCUGUUUCAAGAACUUUUCGGGUCCCUUAUGUCCGGGACCCUUAGUUGUCAAACUUAUUUUCCUUUAACUUGGUUACGUCACUGCAUGCUGAUGGUAUCAAUAAUAAUAGAAUAUUAGUAGUGAUAACCCUGUUUACACUGUUAUGAACGAUGGCCAAGUUAUCUGUUUUUCAAAUCCCACAAACCAUUUUCAGUGAGUAAAGGGUUCAGAAUAACAUUAUAUUGUAUGAUUUUGCGAAGCUGGUGCGUGAAAAUUGGAGACUCUGUAGAUAAACAACGAAAACAGGUUCAAACCAUUUCCGAUUGAGUGACUGAGGAUAAAAAUAAUUCCCUGCUUGCGUCUUAGAACAUAAUUGUCUUUGCAGAAAUAACUUCAAGUGGUAGCCAAAUCUCUGUUUUGUGAAUACAGAAACAAAAAAAGGCAGAAAGGGAUAAUUGUUUCUGUUGUGUUGUGCUGAAUUGUUGUUUUAAUUAACCACGUUAAAUGAACACCGUAUUUGACUUUAUUAGAUAUAUCACCUAGCGUGGUCUUGAUUCUUUAGUAUCUCGUUAAUUUUUGUCACACAAAAACAAAAACCUUGGAAUUUUUAUGUAUAUGUUGGAGUCAUCUAAUAGAUGUGACGGUAAUGCAUCAUGGGAAACGUUUCCGCAUAUGCUUGCUUGAUGGCGCAGCUCGUUUGUAGGCGCAGCUCUGCAAACCUCAUGGUCGAUGUUAGCCAUUCCGCAAAGACUUCAAUCCGAAAAAACUACAGAGUAAAAUAUUGAAAAAUCAUGAUCUCAAAAUACAGUUAUAUUGUGCCAUUUAUCUCUACGUAAAAUCAAAGUAAAACAGGUUUUGAAUUGUAUUAAAAAAUGCCUAGAAAUUUGUUGCCCGCAAUGUGCAUGGCUAUCUUUGACGACGGAUGAUUGCGAGAAGUCAACCGACUUUAUCUUCCCCAGCCACUCUGUCCAGUCAUAUUGCCUUGUAAAGAGUGUCUAAUUCAGCAAGUGACUGUGGGUUAAAUUAUGUACCAUAUUUCCUCUAAAGAACGCCGCGGCGUUUAUUACGAACUCCAAAUUUUGGAUGCGGCGUUCAACAGAGGGCAGCGUUUAUCAGAGGGCAGCGUUCAUUAGAGUAAAUACGGUAUGCAUUUUUCAUUUAGCAUCUAAAUCCUGAUACCUGUACACAAUGGAGUGAAACUCCUGUCUGCAGGAUUCUGAACAAUUUGAAACUUAUUUUACUAUAUAUUGGCAUACUAACCAACAGAAUCAUUACAAUACAAUCUAAAUAUACAAUCUAAUUAUAAUAUAACAUUACAAUCUAAAUAUAACAGCAGCAUGAGUGGAUUUUGCAGCACUUUCUUUUUGAAGAAUUUCUCUAGCUUUGCGAAAGAUAUACAAGUAGCAUUGAGUGUUUCCAUGUGACCUUUGUGACCAAUUUUCGUCAUACAUGACACAGCGAUUCCUUACAGAUUUAAAUGGCUUCAUUAAACAAUAUUCAAUAUUGAUAUGCAGUGUUUGCAUAUUGUUUUUACGUCCUAUAUUAGGUUAUAAGGUUAUGUGAACAAUUGGUUUCACCAGAAAAAGACGUGUUGCAACGAACAUAGUGAAAAACAUAAUUUUUACUUGGGUGUUGUAGUGCUAAGGGUUUUACGUCGAUCUUCAUUGGCAUUUUCUUAGAACAAAACAGUUGUUUCAUUAACCUAAAUGUUCUCAAAACCGUUUUUUAUAUCUUUAAACUUGAGUCUAAGUGGUUAGCCAAAGUUUUUGCUUGUUCAGUGCAAGAAUAACAAAACUGAAAGUGAAAGAAAUGACGUUUUCUUGAUGUCCAAAUUCCAACUGUUUCCUUGCAAACACACGUAUAAACAUUUUACGUGUGGCGACUUGGCUUCCGUUUGGUUUCGUGGAACAACCACUUCUUUAAAGAUUUAGCUUCAAAGUCUUUCACUAAAUCGAAUGGUGAAAAAUGACUCAGUUUUCUAAAGAAACUUUUCUUUUUGGAACCAGAACAAAAUAGCCUCAACUAUUUCUGAGAAAAUGUGAUACUUGUGUAAAUGUUAACGAGAUAUUUUGGAGAGUGACGGACGCUUAACGUUUGUCUAAUUAAGGUAGAUAUGAGAUGUGAGUAAAGCCAUCUUAAAUAUGAUGUAAGAGCAUGUUUAAAAAUAGAUUUGUUUCUUUGAAUGUGUAAACUGUGUUCCGAAAAUGAAUUCCCCUUUGCCAAAACGGAAUUUCAAAAAAGUGUUGGAUGUCAAGGAAACAUUUGCUUAGAAAUUUGACUAUCCUAUAUAAUUCUAAUUGAAUUCUUUUAUACCUUAACACUGAAUUUUAAGAUCACAGGGCAUCAACGGACGUACAGGGCAUCCCAGCUUUUUUUAAAAAUAAUUUAUAAUUCUAUUUUAUUUGAAUUGGCAUUGAGCUAUAUCCAAGAGCAUAAUUGUAUGGAAUGUCUCGUGAUAAAUCAAAAUACUUUCAUGAUUGGUUGUCUAUUAAUAGAUCUGUAAAUUAGCCAAUUUUGUAUCCGUUCAUUCUCUUUAUUUAUGAUUCCACUGCGUCAGUUUUUUAGAUUCUGGUGUUAUCACGGUGUACUAGUGCGUUUAGUAAAUUAAAAAGUCUGGUUUCCACUGGGCGAUUAUCGCAAUAAAGGUGACAACUUUAACAGAAUUUUCGCUUUUAUCGUGAUAAUCGUGAUAAUCGCCCAGUGAAAACCAGGCUUUAUCGCGAUAAUCGCCCAGUGGAAACAAGGCUAAAUGGAAAAUAGUUUCAAUAAUGUAGCCCAGUAACUCAAAUCCUUUUCAACGGUGGUAUUAUCUAUAUUUCAACAUUGAUUAUUCUACAACUUGAUAAUUAAAAUUGUAAAUAGCAAGUUUAUAUUCUAUACCUAGGAUAGUUGAUGCAUGGUAUGGUCCAGUCAAAAGCUUACUGUCAAAGGCCAUCCCCCAUAAAAAGCUACAUUGUUUUGCAUCCUUUCAUUGUCCUGAACGGGGAAGUCCCCAUUGCUUGAGAUCACCUGAUCAAGACAUCCGCACCCCUUUGUUCUCUGUCAUUCCCCAUUGCAAAAUUGUGCAGCAUGAAAAGGGCCCCUGCGCAGGAUAUUUUAUUCUGAAAGUUUGCACAGCAAAGAUCAGACGUUUCAGACAGAGCUGAACUUUUGUAGAAAAUUUAACUGGAGUUAACUGCUUCGUUUGUGUAAGUCUCUCACAGUUAGAGCAUAUCAAUUUGGCGUAAAGGAUGGACCUGAAUGAAGACAUAUUACGCUACUGGCUCAGAUGAAGAAAGCUGAACAGGAAAAGAAGUUUCCGACCUAAAUAUAAAUGCUACAACGGUAUUAGUAUUGUUCUCUGCAGUGACUCCAGAGACUCAAGUUCCUUCUAUUAUACAUAUUCGACUGUGAGCUAAGAGUAGCUGUCUAUAGUCAUUCUUCUGGUUGGAAAGGAGAGAGGAAGAGAUAUGAAUGAACCAUUCUUGAUAGAAGAUCAAGGUGCAAACUGGGGAUGUUGUUCAGUAGAAAACAUCUCAUCAAAAUCUCCAAUUGAAGUUCAUAUUUGGAGCACCUUCUUGAUGUUUGCACCAUCUCUAAGCAUGCCAUUAAAGAACUAACCCAUUCAUUGAUAAAAAUUGCAUUUCUUCCUGAUUCAAGUCCCGAAUUCUUCAGCUUCACAGAGACAUCAGAGGACUAUACCAUAAUUGUAACAAGAGAACAUUUUGAAG
This is a messenger RNA of Rhopilema esculentum, 6630 nucleotides long. RefSeq lists its product as uncharacterized. Gene Ontology annotation, molecular function: protein binding; 2'-5'-oligoadenylate synthetase activity; double-stranded RNA binding. Lineage: Eukaryota; Metazoa; Cnidaria; Scyphozoa; Rhizostomeae; Rhizostomatidae. The record is from RefSeq and is a predicted model, not a curated record. Gene Ontology annotation, biological process: regulation of ribonuclease activity. Gene Ontology annotation, cellular component: cytosol; nucleoplasm; membrane.